Astyanax mexicanus (Mexican tetra) is the source of this 1700-nucleotide messenger RNA. RefSeq names its product clusterin associated protein 1 (gene ift38). The record is from RefSeq and is a predicted model, not a curated record. The transcript has 13 exons. Gene Ontology annotation, biological process: cilium assembly. The coding region runs from base 212 to 1552 and encodes 446 amino acids. Gene Ontology annotation, cellular component: intraciliary transport particle B; cilium; centrosome. Lineage: Eukaryota; Metazoa; Chordata; Actinopteri; Characiformes; Acestrorhamphidae.
CUACUAAAAAAAGAGCUAAAUAUAUAUCCUAUGUUGGCUGUGUUUUGAUACAAUGAGUAAAUACGAGCAGAAGUCUAAUGCUGCUAAUAUCUGCACUUACGAGCAAACUGUGGCCCAGGUAAUCUGAUAACCGUUAGUGAAGCUAACAGGGGACUGAGGAAAGCCUUCAAUUAUUGGUAGAGAGAUAUUUGGAAAAGGAGAAAAGGCAACCAUGUCUUUCAGAGAUCUAAGAAGUUUUACAGAAAUGAUGCGUGCCUUGGGAUACCCUAGACUCAUCUCCAUGGAGAACUUCAGGGCUCCCAAUUUUCCCUUAGUGGCAGAGAUACUCAUCUGGCUUGUUAAGAGGUACGAGCCACAGAUGGAUAUCCCAAGUGAUGUAGACACAGAGUCAGACAGAGUUUUCUUUAUCAAAGCUGUGGCUCAGUUCAUGGCCACGAAGGCACACAUUAAACUGAACCUCAAGCGCUUGUAUCAGGCUGAUGGUUACGCAGUGAAGGAGAUGCUGAAGAUCACCAGCGUCCUCUAUAACGCCAUGAAGACCAAGCAGAAUGCAGAUGACGACCAAAACCUUGACGAAGGCAGCAGCAAGUUCAAAUUUGAUCUAGGAUCAAAGAUUGCAGAUCUUAAAGCUGCACGCCAGCUUGGCUCUGAGAUCACAGCAAUGGGGGCCUCUCUGUAUGAUCUGCUGGGGCAUGAAGAGGACCUGAGAGAAAGCAGGACAGCAGCCAUUGCACGACCCCUGGAGAUCGCAGAGACGGAGAGAGCUCUCAGAGCAGCUAUUAAAGAUGUGAUGGAAAAUGUCCAGAAAACUAAGGAGCAGUUAAACAACAUAUCAUCCGAUGAGGCCAGCCUAGAGGCCAAAAUCGAGAAGAAAAAGCAAGAGCUGGAGAGAAAUCAGAAACGCUUACAAACACUGCAGAGUGUUCGUCCGGCGUUCAUGGAGGAGUAUGAGAAGAUCGAGGAGGAGCUGCAGAAGCAGUAUGAAACGUAUGUGGAGAAGUUCCGCAAUCUCUCCUUCUUGGAGCAGCAGCUGGAGGACCACCACAGAGUGGAGCAAGAGCGGUUUGAGGAAGCUGAAAAUUCAAUAAGAAUGAUGCAAAAUAAGCUACGAGAAGAGGACAGGAGACUAAUGAAGAAUGGAGUGCAAGAGGAAGAUUCUGAUAUGGAUAUCCCAGAAGAUGAAGGAUCUGACAGUGAUAUAGAGGAAGGACGACCACCCAAACCAUACCCAGCACGCCAUAGCCAGAUCACAGGUCGAGUAGGUGGUCGACUCGUUGGCAACAUGCAGGGAGGGGACAGUGAAGAGCCCAGAGUAAAGGAUACACUCCGCCCCCCCGGCCCUCGCCGGAGGCGGAAAAAAAGAAAGUCGGAGGACAGUGAAAUUGAUGUUGAUGACGAUGAUGACGACGAUGAUGAUGAUGAAGAGGAAGAUGAGGCGAAUGAGGACCUGGAUGAAGAUAACGAUAGUCUGGAUGGUCCUGCCGCUAACCCCACCCGCCCAGGCCGAUCUCUGCACCCCCAGAUACUGGAGGAGAGUGACAAUGACUUCUAACAUUCUAUCAUACACACUCUAAAUACAUUAAACAUGUACAUGAAACAGGUACUGAACUGAACUGUAUAUAAUAUUUCUAUAUUAUUUUCUCUGCCUUUAUGUGAGUGUAAAUAUUAUAUUAUUAUAAAUAAAUAAAUCUCGAAAACAA